Molecule: messenger RNA, 1458 nt
Organism: Myotis myotis
Lineage: Eukaryota; Metazoa; Chordata; Mammalia; Chiroptera; Vespertilionidae
Gene: ATG101
Product: autophagy related 101
Exons: 4
Coding region: 406-1158 (250 amino acids)
Biological process (GO): autophagosome assembly; autophagy
Cellular component (GO): phagophore assembly site
Source: RefSeq, a predicted model, not a curated record
GCCGCUCUGGGAAGGAGGCUGGGGCUGGUCAGUCCUGAUUUCCUGGAGAAGUGGAGAAUGAGGGUCGGGCUGGGCUUGGGGCAGAAGUGAAGUGGUACAUGGCCUGUUUGAAGUUUGUGGGGGACAUCGGAGGGCGAAGUUGUGGAAGAAAGGGGAGCUGCCCUGGAGCUGGGAGUCCCUAGGUGGGGGACUGGUGGAUGGAGGUAAAUUGGAUGGAGGGCAGCAGUGAACAGGAGAGCCCGCUGAUCCGUGACCUAAGAGCAUAGAAGAAACCCGUCCAGCAGCCCCAGCAAGGACCGGGAGCUGCUGGGUCCUGAUGAAUCGAGCAGUAACUUUGCACCAAGUUCCAGCCAUGUAGCCUUGCGUCAUCUUGCAGCAGUUACAACAUGAUAACUAUAGCAGCUCAUGCCUGCUGUGAUUACUAAUGGCCAGCCCCUGUGUGGGGUGAAGCUCCCAUCUCUCCUCCUGUCCCCCACCCUGUUGUGGGCCCCUGGCUGCAGGAUGAACUGCCGCUCGGAGGUGCUGGAGGUGUCGGUGGAGGGGCGGCAGGUGGAGGAGGCCAUGCUGGCCGUGCUGCACACGGUGCUGCUGCAUCGCAGCACGGGCAAGUUCCACUACAAGAAGGAGGGCACCUACUCCAUCGGCACCGUGGGCACCCAGGACGUCGACUGUGACUUCAUCGAUUUCACCUACGUGCGCGUCUCCUCUGAGGAGCUGGACCGCGCCCUGCGCAAGGUUGUUGGGGAAUUCAAGGAUGCACUGCGCAACUCAGGUGGCGAUGGGCUAGGGCAGAUGUCCUUGGAGUUCUACCAGAAGAAGAAGUCUCGCUGGCCUUUCUCAGACGAGUGCAUCCCCUGGGAAGUGUGGACAGUCAAGGUGCAUGUGGUGGCCCUGGCCACGGAGCAGGAGCGGCAGAUCUGCCGGGAGAAGGUGGGUGAGAAGCUCUGUGAGAAGAUCAUCAACAUCGUGGAGGUGAUGAACCGGCAUGAGUACCUGCCCAAGAUGCCCACGCAGUCGGAGGUGGACAACGUGUUUGACACAGGCUUGCGGGACGUGCAGCCCUACCUCUACAAGAUCUCCUUCCAAAUCACCGAUGCCCUGGGCACCUCAGUCACCACCACCAUGCGCAGGCUCAUCAAAGACACCCUUGCUCUCUAGGCCGUGCUGGGUGCCUUGGGUGCUCCUUGAUGACUUGCAAACCUUGGCCUCUGGGGAUUGUACUCUUAGGCCCUUGGGGCUCUGGAACCUGCUCCGGGUCUUUGGUAAGACUUGGAAGGGCCAUCCCCUGGCUUCCUUGAUUUGUGGUUGCCAGUCUCUGGCCAGCCUCGUAACUUUCACUGACUGUCAAGUCAGGCCAAUACUGUCUGCCACCUCUGGUGGAUCCCCCUUCCUCCUCUACUGUAUAGAAGGGCCUUCACUAUGAUGGUGAAUAAAGUUGAGAAUGUGAGUUUGGGGUGA